Messenger RNA from Camelina sativa (false flax), 864 nucleotides. RefSeq lists its product as uncharacterized. The record is from RefSeq and is a predicted model, not a curated record. NCBI's taxonomy places the organism in Eukaryota, Viridiplantae, Streptophyta, Magnoliopsida, Brassicales, Brassicaceae.
AUGAAUCAUUCGACUGGAGAUGGAAGUUCCUUCUGGCAGUUCUUCAACUCUUUGUCUGAGAUCUUCAUGGGUUCACAAGAAGAGACCAUUGACAAUAACAACAACAACAAAUUGCUCUGUCUCAAGAAUCCUCCAAUCUUUCGUGAAGUGUCUGGUCCUAUUUGUAGCCUUCCCUUGGUUGCACCUGAUGAGUCCACAAGUCUUUCCGAGACUCCGGUUGUGAAGGAGAGAAUAUUCCAUUUCUCAUCAGAAAUACUGAUGUUUCUGAAAUCAAAGGCGAAUCAAGAUUGCGGAACGACAAACAUCUCUUCUUUUCAGUCGGUAACCGCAUUCAUAUGGAGAAGCAUUACAAGAGCAAGAAAACUAGGGAAUGAUCAAGAAACUACUUGCAGGCUUGCUGCUGGCAAUAGGUCAAGAAUGAAUCCACCAUUGCCAAUGGGUCACUUUGGGCUUUACAUCUCACCUGUGCAAGCGACUAUGAAAACUGGUAGUCUAUUGGAAAAUGAGUUUGGAUGGGCUGCUUUGAAACUGCAUCAAGCUGUAACAGAACACACUGACGAAAAGGUCUCAUCAGAAAUUGAUCGAUGGUUGAAGUCAUUUCUGAAAUUUGGUGGACUUUUCAGUCCCAACUUAGUUCACGUGGGAGGCUCUCCAAGGUUUAACAUGUACGGAUGCGAGUUUGGGAUGGGGAAAGCGGUUGCGGUUAGAACCGGUUAUGGCUGUAAGUUUGAUGGGAAGGUAACAGCUUAUCCGGGAAGAGAAGGAGGAGGAAGCAUGGAUUUGGAAGUUUGUCUUCCUCCGGAGUUUAUGGAAGCUUUGGAAUCAGAUCAAGAGUUCAUGUCCCUUGUCUCCUCUUAUUCUUGA